AUGGCUCCCCACCCACCGGUCCUCCUGCUACUGCUCCUCGCGCCGCUCCUCCUCUGCUCGCUGCUCCCCGAUGCGGCGCGGGCGGCCGGCGCCGAGGACACCGGGGUGACCAUCGUGCGCAAGGACGGCACGACCUGCACGCUCUGCGCCUCCUGCGGGAACCCCUGCAACCCCAACCCGGGAUACAACUACCCGUCGCCACCUCCUCCGGCUCCGGUGACCCCCGCGGCGCCGGUGUACCCGCCUCCCACUUCCUACCCAGCUCCCUCCGGUGGAGGAGGCGGUGGCGGUGGCUACUUCUACCCUCCGCCCACCGGCGGGUACGGAGGAGGAGGCGGCGGCGGCGGGUCGCAAGGAGGACAAGGAGGAGGAGGUGGAGGCGGUGCGUACCCGACGCCCCCGCCGCCCAACCCGUUCCUACCCUACUUCCCCUUCUACUACUACAGCCCGCCACCCCAGCUCAAGGGCUCGGCGCCGGCCGUCUCGUCGUCCGCCGCGGCGACGCUACUGCUGCUCGGGCUCUCCGGGCUGCUGCUGUGGUGA
Molecule: messenger RNA, 543 nt
Organism: Triticum turgidum subsp. durum (durum wheat)
Lineage: Eukaryota; Viridiplantae; Streptophyta; Magnoliopsida; Poales; Poaceae
Source: the annotation of a GenBank genome assembly